This is a messenger RNA of Amyelois transitella, 1722 nucleotides long. RefSeq lists its product as uncharacterized. The coding region runs from base 157 to 1692 and encodes 511 amino acids. Gene Ontology annotation, biological process: maturation of SSU-rRNA. NCBI's taxonomy places the organism in Eukaryota, Metazoa, Arthropoda, Insecta, Lepidoptera, Pyralidae. The transcript is spliced from 3 exons. The record is from RefSeq and is a predicted model, not a curated record. Gene Ontology annotation, cellular component: nucleus; 90S preribosome.
UAGCAACGACUAACGAUUAGAAAAACUUUGGUUAGAAUCUGUAUAUUAUGUGUUACAUACAUUCAGUUAAAAUAUCUCUAUAAUUUGUUUUGUGUUAAAUUCGAACUUGCUAAAUAUUAAACAGUUUUACAAUAUUUGUCAAAUGUGUUGACCAAAAUGGAAGUUGGAGCAGUAAAACAAGCCUUUAACAACGAGGUUAUUUUACUGAAGAAGAAUUUGAAUCAAGCUAAAAUUCAGGUUAUCCAUAAACUUACUAGGAAAGCAAAAACCUUGACUCAGAAAAAAGUUCCUGAUCAUGUAGAGGUGAAAUUUAAAAGGAAAGCGGAAUCUGCUGUGAAUGAAGUUUUGGCUAUUAAGAAACUCAAACCUAAAGAUGUGGCCAAAUUUAUAGUGACACACACAAAGGAACUAAAACAAUAUUUAAACAACCCAAAAGCUGACCAGGAUAAAGCAUGUGCCAGAUUAUUACUUCAUAAAUCUUUACAAGAAAAAUAUAGGUUCAUUAGAGGCAGAUUUUCUAAUAUUCCUAUAGAAGAUCUGUUAAUGUCUAGACAAGAAAGGAGAAAACUUAAAAAAGAAGCAUAUGAUAAGAAGAAGAAGAAAGGUAAAAAUAGUGAAGUUGUGAAUUCUGAAGGUGAUCGAGAUGUCUUAGAUGAUGAAAUGGGUGAUGAUAUAAAGGACUCUGAUAACAGUGAUAUAUCUAAUGAUGAAGCUUCAUCAAAUAAUGAAGAACAGACUAAUGAAGAUGAUUCAAAUGCAGAAAGUGGUAAUGAAAGUGAUGCUAAUUCAGAGGAUGGUAAAAUAAAUAUGCUACAUAAUGAUUUUGAAACUGACAAUGAUAAUAGUUUAAACUCAGAAACUGUUGAUUUAAAACCAAUCAAUGAUAACUUGAACAGCAAAGCAGAUUUGUUACUGCACAAAAAGGAACCAGAAAAAAAUGAUUUAGAAGCAAUCAAAAAUAAUACAAACAGUAAAGCAAUGUUAAAAUCAGAUGUGUUGCUACACAAACAGAAACCUGAAAAACAAAUUGAAAAAAAUGAUUUAGAAGCAAUCAAAAUAAAACAAAUUGAAAAAAAUAUGAACAGUAUAGCAAUGCAACCAGAUGUGGUGCAACACAAACAAAAACCUGAAAAACAUAGAGAAAAAAAAGAUAGAACAAAGGACAACAAGAAAAACAAAAAUCUAAAUGAAAAGCUAGUUACAAGAAAAUUCAAGAAACAUUCAGAAGAUAUUCUAGUUAAUGCGACAAAAAUUGUUGAUCCCUUUUUUGUAACAUCCACUGGAGAGAAUUAUAUGUCAUUAGCAGAACCUAAGCUGCCUGAUGAAGUAAAAGAGAUUCACAAACAAGGAAAUAGAAAGCUUAGGAGAGCCAUCAUGUUUGGACAUGUUCCAAAAAGCAAAGCUAGACGUGAUGGUUUUAAAGCAGACAUGUCCAAUAGGCGUAAUGGUGUUGAGAAAUCAAAUAGAUUGAAUAAUAAAUUUGAUAGACAAAGAGAUGCACGUAAAAGAGGUAAUGACAGGGAUAAAAAUGUCAAUGAUAAUAACAAAAGAUCUAAUUUCAAUGAUACAAGAUUAAAAUCUAUUGAGUUGCAAGACAAAAAGCCUGAGAAACUUCAUCCGUCUUGGGAGGCAAAGAAAAAGAAAUCAGGCAUUUUACCAUUCCAAGGUAAAAAGAUAGUAUUUGAUAGUUAAUAAGGUUUAUUGUACAAUAAAAACUAUUUA